Messenger RNA from Odocoileus virginianus texanus, 3769 nucleotides. Lineage: Eukaryota; Metazoa; Chordata; Mammalia; Artiodactyla; Cervidae. The record is from RefSeq and is a predicted model, not a curated record.
CCAUAUACCCAGGGUCAACUAAGCCCGUGUGUCAUGACUACCGAAGCCCACAUACCCUAGAGCCUGUGCUCGGGAAUAAGAGAAGCCACCCUCAAGAAAGUCCGUGAGCUGCCAAAAAGUAAUAAUUAAAUUAAAAAUAACAACAACAACAAAAGCCCAGUUGCUUUUUUCCAGUUACAGAACCGUGAGGCUCAAAAUACACUUGCAAGCCUUGGGCAGAGGCAGGCUGGCCUCUGAGGAGGCCCUGCCAGAUCCUGGCAACUGCUCCUUUGUGAACCAACUGUUUGGUCCUUUUUUUUUUUUAAAUAAUUGAUUAUGUUUUACUUUUUUAAAAAUUAUUUUUUAUUUAUUUGACUGUGCCGUGCGGCAUUUAGGGAUCCGUGACUGCACCCGUGGCCCCUGCCCUGGGAGCCUGCAGCCUUAACCACUGGACCACCAGGGAAGUUCCCUGCUCUGCUGUGUUUAUGGUGUUCACAGUGACUGGCAUUGGGACGCCCUUCACAUCCUCAAGGAAAUAGGCAGGCGGCAUCUUCAAUAAAAUUAGCAAAGUCUUCUGGCUUUUGGAUAAAAUAUUGGAAGAGGCUGAGGUUGGGUGUGUUAAUUUGCAUAUAUCUGCAUGAGGAACACUUUGGCGCCUCUUUUAUAUUCAGAAUGACUGCUCUUCUUGGCGUCACGGAGCUGCUGCAGCUGCUGGCUACCAGCUUCAGAGACUCCCACGUAGGGUCAUGGCAAAGAGUCACCUCUAGGAAGAAGUUAACUCUACCCUGGGUGCCACCUUCAGGGACGGUUCAGAAGAUGGCCUUUCUUCCUCCCGAGACUCCCCUCACUGCGGGGGGCUCAGGAUGCAAAGCAGUGUCAUGAAGGUGCAGAGGUUUCCACGAUGAACACUCACAAAAUAAUUGCCAUCAGAUGCCUGGAGCUUUGCCUUCGGUAUGCACGUCCUUCACUGCGGAGUACGCCAAGUAUGGACACGUGAAGAUGCACCACGGCUACACCAACGUGCUGGGCCUGGGGGACUCAAGCACGUGGAGGCUGCCUUGCCUCAACCGCUACGUCUACAUGUUCCUCGCUCCUUUCUUGAUCCCCAUCAUAACCCCGCUGGUGGCUGUGGAGCGGCUGAGAGAGGUGGAGCUCAGGACGGCCCUGCGGACUCUGGGCCUGAUCUCCCUGGGCCUUUAUUCUCAAUACUGGCUGCUCCUGAACGUGUCUGGCUUCCGGAGCCCCGGCUCGGCCCUGGCCUGCAUGCUCAUCACCAGGUCCCUGCUGGCCCACCCUUAUCUCCACGUCAACAUCUUCCAGCACAUCGGGCUGCCCAUGUUCUCCCCCGACAAGAAGCCCCGACGGAUCCACAUGAUGAGCCUGGGGGUGCUUAACCUGCCCCGGUUGCCCGUGCUGGACUGGGCGUUCGGCCACUCUCUCAUCAGCUGCCACGUGGAACACCACCUCUUCCCCAGGCUCUCCGACAACAUGUGCCUGAAGGUGAAGCCCGUGGUGUCCCGGUUCCUCCAUGAGAAGCAGCUGCCAUACAACGAGGACUCCUACCUGGCUCGCUUCCGGCUGUUUCUCCAACGCUACGAGGAAUUCAUGGUGCAGACCCCCCCCAUCACAGAGCUGGUGGGGCUGCAGUGAGGGGUGGGCCAGCCCGGCCACCCCGCUGUCCUUCCCGGGGGCCCAGCCCUGGCGCUCCUGUCUCUGCUGGCCACCCCUGGGGCGGGGAGGGCACCAGCCGCCACCCAGGGGCUGUGCUUCGCUCCACCAGAGUGCGGAGGCGCGGGUGAAUAGUGAGGCAGGGAGCUCACGCCGGGGGUUCCGGGGGUCACCUGCUCUGCUUGCUUUUCUGGAAUAAAGGUGGCUGGGCAUUCUGCUCAGUCUGGACCUCAGCCAGCUUCAUCUCAGGACCAAACAGCUGGAUUCCUUCCUGCUUUCGCUCUGAGCCUUGGGAGGGCUAGUGGACAGGGGUAUGGAGAGGCUCUAGGUUGGGGGCAGGCCGGGAGGGGCACCAAGAGAGAGGGGUCCACCUGCCCCCUGGCGAGGGCCUCCCUGGUGCCAGGGAGCUCUGGACUUGGCCACUACUCCUUCAUGUGCUGUUUGAGGUUCCGGCCCCAAAGGAGCCCUCUCCCGAGGGACCACAGGGAGAGGUUACCUCCAGCAGACUUUCCUAGUAUCUCAGCCAGGAAGCCUGUGCAAGACCCUGGGCUCAGCAGCUCCCGAGACCCACAGCAUCUGUGAGAUCAAAGUGUGUGUUUUGUGGGGAAGGCUCCAGGGCAGAUGAGGAUAGCAAGGGGGUAAGUAGCCUUGAGCGGGACCUUGGCUAGCUCUCCAAGUCAGCUUUGCUUGUGUUAUUUGCAAGGGGUGGAGGAAUUCUCAACUGGGAGAGAGAGAAAAUGACUGGGAGGGUAGCUGAGGCUGGAGAGGGGUUAUGGGAACUGGCGCUGGAGGUCAGAUGGCCUUGGAGAGGAGAGGAAGGAGGGGGAGAGAGAUGGGGUUCAGACACAAGAGCUGGGAGUCAAGGGCUACGCUUAGCUGUGAAAGGAAUGUCUGCAGCCUGAGAGUGAGGCGGAGAUAUAAGGGAGUGACUGAUGCCAGCCAGAACAAGAGCCUAGGUAGUGGGGACGCCACUGAGAUCCAGCCCAAAGCUGGUGGCCUGGAGAGAGAGAGGCGGGAGCAGCGCUGCCUGGAGGUUGGAUGAGAAAGUGGGAGGCAGGGCCCAGCUGGAGGCUGGGGGAGAGUCAGAGAAGGAGGCCGGGACUCUGACAGGAGGCCGGGACUCUGACAGGAGGCCAGAGAAGUUAAGUUUAAAACAGGUUUCUCACUUUGGCAGUGAUGCUUUAGCCAGCUAAUUCUUUGUCACUGGGGACUGUCCUGUGCAUUGUAGGGUGUUUAGUCGCAUCUCUAUCUUCUAUCUACUAGGAUGCCAAGUUGUGACAAUCAAAAACGUCUCCAGACAUUGCCAAAUGUCUCCUGGUUGGGGGGCAGGUGGCAAAAACCCUCUGGUUGAGGACACACAAGUCAGUCCUAAGUGCAUGAUCACCUUGUUUUUCAGUGAAGUCCUUGGACGAGGUGAAGGGCAUGCUGAUCCUGAUAAAGGGAAGGCUGAAUGCCAGCACGUGGGGUGGGUGAAGGGGAGAGGGGCAGGCGAAGGCAUUCUCUGAGCCUGGUCCCGUGAGAGCACCAGUCUCUGGUGUGGCCUUAGGCGGCUCUGCUGAGUAGCUCCCACUUGCCUGGCCAGGUCCAUUCCCCUCUCCUCCACCCUGCCCUUCUCUCUGGAAGCCCACAGCUCCUGGCCAGUGCCCUCUCCUGCUGCAGCUCUUGCUUCUUCCGGAAUAGCUCCUUCUUUUUGCUCCUUCAGGGCCUAGGGUGAAAGUGUCUUCCAGCUGUUGAUUGUCCCCUCCGUUGGGGGGGGGGGGCUUCAGCACAUCCUUCAUCCUGCCACACCUCUGCACAAAGUUUCUUCAUUAAACUCUCUUCAAUAAGCCCCUCUGAGCAUGCCAUCUGGUUCCUGCUGGGAGGCUGACUGAUAGAGCAGUUUUGGAUCCAAGCAGCCCUCUUGGAAGGAGGCAGGCUUGGCAGCCUCCUCCGCCUACUGCUCUGCUAUAUGUUAUUGAUGCUCUUGUGAAAUGCAUUAGCAACUCAGAAAUGGCCUUAAGGUCUAGGAAUGUGAUUAAUCAAACUGCUAAUUCUCCACAUGAAAAAUGCAACAUCAGAAAAGGCCCUUUGCACCUCCAGGCCUCCUGGCUAAUGAUUAAAACCAUCCUAAUACAACCAGUGA